Olea europaea var. sylvestris is the source of this 2150-nucleotide messenger RNA. Its product is annotated as AT-rich interactive domain-containing protein 5-like. Gene Ontology annotation, biological process: regulation of transcription by RNA polymerase II. NCBI's taxonomy places the organism in Eukaryota, Viridiplantae, Streptophyta, Magnoliopsida, Lamiales, Oleaceae. The record is from RefSeq and is a predicted model, not a curated record. Gene Ontology annotation, cellular component: nucleus. Gene Ontology annotation, molecular function: DNA binding. The transcript has 14 exons. The coding region runs from base 284 to 1903 and encodes 539 amino acids.
CAAAUUCGUUUCGUUUAAACUAUGAAACCGCUUUAGCAGAGCACACCCACUCACCAGCGCCCCAGCUCCCCCCCCCCUCUCUCUCUCUCUCACACACACACACACACACACACACACACACUCACUCAGGCAUUUACAUUUGUCUUCCCACACUCUGUUGUUCACAAUUUUCCUCCUUGAAAAUUAAAGAAACCUUUGGAUCCGCCAUUACUGAGGUAAAGCUCCACCGUUCAAAGUCCGAAGCUCUGGCCGCCGCUGCUGCGUGUCUUUUCCGAAUCUCAGAAUGGAUAAAAGUGAUGUAGAGAUGGACGAAGUCAAACAGCGUAUCCAAGUUACAGUGAAUAAUGAACUCGAGACGGAGAAUAAACUUCCUGAUGCAAAAGUUGAUUGCAGAGAAGGAGAAUUUCUUACUAAAGCUGUCAUGGAUGAUGUAAAUGCUGGUGCAAACGUGUCAGAGGACCUAAAGUUUACUGAAGGCGAGGCAAAAGAUGAUAAGAAUGAGGCUGAACAUCAAAUCAACAUAAGCAGCGAGACCAAGGACCCAAUCAAGGGUAAGAGUGAGGCUGUGGACCCAAUCGAGAGUGAGAGUGAACAUAAUAUUUUUGGUAGUGGAGUGGAAGAAGAAAAAAACUCAAUGGUGAACGGCAUAGAGGUUGCCAGUCCGGUUGAAAACAUGAUUGAGGAAGACAAAGUUAAUGGAGAUGUUGCAAAGGAGAAAAUCUCCAAUGAGAAUAGCAGAAGGGAUGGAAAUCCUGUUGAAAAUGUUGGAGUGGAAGAAAAACCAAGAGAAAAUGCUGCCACGGAGGAAACAUCUAUCAAAGUAAACCAACUUCCAACGGAACUAUCUGCCAAUGAGGCUUCUCAAAAUGAGGUCAAUUUGGUAGAUGACACGCCCAACUCCCUUGUUAAAUGUUUACCUUCAAAGGCUGUAGACCAUGGGCGGGAAAUGUUUAAGACCAUUUUUAGUCAAGCAAAGAUGGCUGAAGGUGAUGAUGGAACGCCUGAAGAUCAAAAAAUGUUCAUGAAGGCACUGGAAAAUUUCCACAGGGAGAAGGGGAUGGAUUUUAAACCACCCAAAUUUUACGGGCACCCACUAAAUUGCCUGAAGUUAUGGAGAGCCGUGAUUCAAUUGGGUGGCUAUGAUCGGGUAACUGGAUCCAAGUUGUGGCGGCAAGUGGGAGAGUCAUUUCAUCCUCCAAAGACUUGCACAACUGUUUCUUGGACAUUCCGCAUUUUCUAUGAGAAGACACUUUUGGAAUUUGAAAGGCAUAAGACACAAAGUGGUGAGCUUCAACUUCCAGUUGUUUCUCUUCCUGAAGUUUUUGACAAUGAGCUAAUUGAACAGGGUAAUGGCUAUCAAGGAUCAGGCAGGGCUCGGAGAGAUGCUGCUGCUCGUGCUAUGCAGGGAUGGCACGCCCAACGUCUUUUUGGUUCUGAUGAGGUUGAUGAACCAAUUCUAAAGGACAAGAAUCUGAGCACUACGGCAAAGCAUGAGAAAACACUCAAAGGCAUUGGCCCACUGAAACAGAAGAGACUGAAUGAAAUGGAGCUCCCGGUGAAAGCGGCACGAACUGAAACAUAUAAGCAACUGGUCACAACAGUUGUUGAUGUCGGCCCCCCAGCUGAUUGGGUGAAAAUCAACAUAUGUGAAACUAAUGAUUCUUUUGAGGUUUAUGCCCUGGUGCCUGGGCUUCUGCGUGAAGAGGUGCGAGUUCAAUCAGAUCCUGCUGGGCGAUUAGUCAUAACAGGUCAUCCUGAAGAACCUGACAAUCCCUGGGGUGUUACCCCAUUCAGAAAGGUGGUGAGCUUACCUGCAAGAAUUGAUCCAGUUCACACUACUGCUGUCGUUAGCCUGCAUGGACGUCUAUUUGUUCGUGUUCCUUUUGAGCAGUCAACAACAUAAACAUCAUAGUUCAUUAACAUUUUGCAGAAUAGUUUCUUUUUGCAGCAAUCUACUCUUUCAGCAGCUCAAGUUGCUGAUUUGUCUUGAGGUUUCUGAUUUUUAAAUAUAGCUAGCUUUGACCGUAAAGUUAUCUGAUUGCAUUGCAUUAGCAGAUUAGCUUAUAGAGGUUUUAUGGAUCAUUUCCCUGGAAGACAAAUGGAUUGUUGUUUUGACUCUCCAUCCACAUUAAACGUUCUCUUCUUUUGAA